AUGGAUGCUUUCAUAUCCAGGAAGCGACCGCGGCUCUUAAAUCCGAGCGAGGAGGCCAAGCCCGAGUCAUCAGAUCCCCACGAAGACACCACUGAUACCAAGCUAGCAAUACUGCUCUCUCUCUUCCCGACUAUCAAACAAGAUGAGCUAUUGGAAAUACUGGUAUCCUGCGAAGGGUCUGUGGAGAAUGCUGCUGGACUUCUCUCCGAGAAAGGCUCCACGGCAGGCACACUUGUCACCAAAAAGCGAGCUGCUGUUACCUCAUCAUUCGGAAUGCAGACAUCUCUCUCAUCGCAUAUUCUUACAAAAGCUGAAGACGGAAGCAUGAAACCUUUGAAUGAAUGUGCGAGUAAGAAAAUCAUUCCCCUCCCACAAAAGGGCAAAACGUUACACCUCUACUCGCCUGAGGAUAUUGCCACCUACACACCUUGUACUAUCAUCCACAACUUCCUACCAGCUAAAGAAGCAAAUACACUUCUACUUGAAUUACUUGAUGAAUCUAAACACUUUUCUCGGUACGACUUUCAACUCUUCAACCGCACCGUCCAGAGUCCCCACACACACGCCGUGUACGUCUCUACGCCCGAAGAACACCGGCAACAGACGUCAGAAUACACAUACGGUGGCACAUAUCGGUCAAAUGUGCGCCAGGUAACACCUCAGCUACGGUUAGUGUCACGCCAAGUACAGAACAAUGUCAACAGCGAGAUCAACAAACGAAUUCGAGACAUCUAUCCAGGCGGAAAGAAGUUACAGUACCAGUCACCAAAGGAGUGGCGGCCCAACGCAGCAUUCGUUAAUUGCUACGACGGGCCGACCGAAAGCGUGGGAUAUCACUCUGACGAACUGACCUAUCUUGGGCCCCACCCAGUGAUAGGAAGCUUGAGCUUGGGCGUGGCACGCGAAUUCCGAGUCCGCCGAAUAGUAGCCCGAGACGACGAGACUGCGGAAGAAGAUCAAGAUGCGGAUAAGACUAGUCCAGUCCCAAAAUUUGCGCGAAACCAGACUGCAUCAGCUGCACGGGCUGACGCCCAAGGCCAAAUCUCGAUCUAUCUUCCGCACAAUUCUCUCCUUAUUAUGCACGCAGAGAUGCAAGAGGAGUGGAAACACUCCAUUACCCCGGCUCAAGCUAUCUCCCCACAUCCGAUAUCCGGUAACAGACGUAUCAAUAUCACCUAUCGUUGGUAUCGUGAUACUCUACACCCACGCUACACUCCACGUUGUAAGUGUGGUGAACAUACGAUUCUCCGGUGUGCACAACGCAAGCAUGAGACACGAGGCAGAUAUAUGUGGAUGUGCUAUGCUGGUUUUGCACCAGGAAAGGAAGGGUGUUCGUUCUUUCAGUGGGCUGAGUUUGACGAUGAUGGGGAUCCGGUUUGGGGAAAGAAAGCCAUCCUGGACCACGCCCCUGCUUUAUCGAAUUUCUCAGCAUCUCAAUAG
Penicillium psychrosexuale is the source of this 1440-nucleotide messenger RNA. RefSeq names its product putative CUE domain protein. Gene Ontology annotation, cellular component: nucleus. Gene Ontology annotation, molecular function: dioxygenase activity; zinc ion binding; ubiquitin binding. The record is from RefSeq and is a predicted model, not a curated record. Lineage: Eukaryota; Fungi; Ascomycota; Eurotiomycetes; Eurotiales; Aspergillaceae. Gene Ontology annotation, biological process: DNA repair; DNA alkylation repair. Bases 1 to 1440 code for a protein of 479 amino acids. The transcript has a single exon.